Messenger RNA from Gongylonema pulchrum, 417 nucleotides. Lineage: Eukaryota; Metazoa; Nematoda; Chromadorea; Rhabditida; Gongylonematidae. The record is from the annotation of a GenBank genome assembly.
AUGGAGCGGCGACAUUUUAAUCGCUUAGUAUCGUCACUGAUGAAAGCGCUAUAUGUAAUCACAGAGAAAAAGUUGUCCACGCCUGAAGCUUUAUGUAUAUUACUUUCAUGGCUGAAUACCAUUAACAAGUCCAAGAAGCUGAUCCCAUGUGACAAGUUCUACCUGCACAAUUUACAGUCGGAAGUGGAUAUGUCCAAUGAUUUUGCACAGUGGGCAUAUAAACGGAAAAAGGGAACUUUUUAUUGGUCAGACUAUCCGUUCCUAUGGAAUGCGGAAUUGAAAACUUACCUGUUGCAGUAUGAAGCCCAUUUACAGAUGGAGGUAUUCCUUUUCAUUGAAUUCUUUCACGUGAAACAGGAACUGGAAAUGAUCAUUUUUUCAAAAGUUGUGUUACUUUUUCACUCGCUAGCUGUGUGA